UAUUAGUGACAACCAUUUUUUGGCGUGUGUAGCAGAAAGAAGCCGCUUAAAGAAGAAACAGCGAAAAACGCUCAUUUACAAAUAUUACACGCAAGACUGAAGGCUUAUCGUACACUAGCACGCCCGGCAUCAUUAGAAGUGGUCUCCAUAAUAAGUUAAUAUUCUCAUUUUCCUUCCUGCUGCAAUCAGCCCAACAAAUAAACAGCCAAAAUGUCUGAUGAAAAGAAAGUUGGCGAAACGGAACACAUCAAUCUUAAAGUUUUGGGCCAAGACAAUGCCGUUGUACAGUUUAAAAUCAAGAAGCAUACACCAUUGAGGAAACUAAUGAAUGCCUAUUGUGACCGCGCUGGACUCUCCAUGCAGGUGGUGCGUUUCCGUUUCGAUGGCCAGCCGAUCAAUGAGAACGAUACUCCAACCUCACUGGAGAUGGAGGAGGGUGACACUAUAGAGGUGUAUCAACAGCAAACCGGCGGAGGCAGCAUCAUUGUUGCAUUUUAUUAAAUAAAAUAUAUAUUAUACAUAGUUAAGCUCCUAGUUACACCUCAUUUUUAUGACAAACAAAACAAGAAAAAGCAAGGAAAAAAAAAACACUAAACAACAACAAACGCGCUUUGCUAUCAUACUGAAAACGACAACAAAAAACAAACAAAACAAAAAAAAAACAAAUACAAUUUAUACAAAACUGUCCGGCAGAUUAAUUGAAAAAAUAAAGCAUUCUUAUAAAAACUACGAUUAUGAUAAAAGGA
Drosophila willistoni is the source of this 746-nucleotide messenger RNA. It is a transcript of the gene Sumo, whose product is annotated as small ubiquitin-related modifier 3. Bases 211 to 501 code for a protein of 96 amino acids. The record is from RefSeq and is a predicted model, not a curated record. Lineage: Eukaryota; Metazoa; Arthropoda; Insecta; Diptera; Drosophilidae. Gene Ontology annotation, molecular function: ubiquitin-like protein ligase binding; protein tag activity. The transcript has 2 exons. Gene Ontology annotation, biological process: protein sumoylation. Gene Ontology annotation, cellular component: nucleus.